ACCAAUUCUUGCUGCAUCAUUUGGUACAUCAUCAGAAAAUUGUGAUUCCGGUGAAUCUGAGGCAAUGGCAAAUGAUACAUCUGCCAACCGGAUUCGUGAAAUUUUCUGCAAAGCAAAGGAUCAUCACCAGCAGUGCCACUACCACUCAUAUGCGGAACUCAAGUUCACCAUAUGGGCUAUUCUCUUCAUCAUGAUCUUUUCUCAUGCAGAGGCAUUUGAUCCACUGGAUCCAUUUGGAAACAUAACGAUAAAAUGGGAUGUAAUGUCUUGGACCCCAGAUGGUUAUGUGGCCGCAGUUACAAUGAACAACUUUCAACUGUAUCGGCCCAUCAUGAGCCCUGGGUGGACCUUAGGAUGGGCAUGGGCUAAAAAAGAAGUGAUUUGGACCAUGGUGGGAGCUCAAACUACAGAACAAGGAGAUUGUUCCAAGUUCAAAGGAGGCGUACCUCACUGUUGUAAAAGAGAUCCCACAGUUGUUGACUUGCUUCCUGGAGUCCCUUACAACCAACAAUUCUCCAACUGCUGCAAGGGUGGCGUGGUGGCGUCGUGGGGACAAGAUCCUACGGGUGCAGUCUCUGCCUUUCAGGUGAGUGUUGGUCUGGCCGGCACUUCCAAUAAAACAGUGAAACUGCCCAAGAAUUUCACUUUGCUCGGUCCAGGACCAGGGUACACUUGUGGCCCUGCAAAGAUUGUGCCAUCCACAGUCUUCCUUACAGCCGAUCGUAGGCGACGAACUCAAGCACAGAUGACAUGGAACGUAACAUGCACUUACUCACAGUUUUUGGUAGCCAAGAACCCAAAUUGCUGUGUUUCCUUUUCAUCUUUCUACAAUUCUACCAUCACUCCCUGCCCAUCUUGUUCUUGUGGUUGCCAAAACAAAAAAGACUGCAUCAUGAGUGACUCAGAACGAUUGAAGAAGGUGGGAAUAAACACUCCAAGAAAGGAUAAUGCCCCACUGUUGCAGUGCACUCGUCAUAUGUGCCCAGUACGUGUACAUUGGCACGUGAAGCUCAAUUAUAAGGACUACUGGCGUGUGAAGGUCGCCGUCACAAACUUUAAUUACAGGAGAAACUACUCGCAGUGGACGCUCGUGGCACAGCAUCCCAAUCUCAACAAUGUGACUCAAGUUUUUAGCUUUGAUUACAAGCCUCUUGUGCCCUACCAAUCCAUAAAUGACACUGGUAUGUUCUAUGGCAUGAAAUUCUACAAUGACCUUUUGAUGGAAGCUGGACCUUCAGGAAAUGUCCAGUCUGAGAUACUUCUUCAGAAGGACCAGGACACAUUUUCAUUCAAGCAGGGAUGGGCAUUCCCUCGGAAAGUUUACUUUAAUGGAGAUGAAUGCAAGCUUCCCCCUCCUGAUCAAUACCCACAUCUACCAAAUUCUGCUCCUGCAAAUCCAAAAGCAUUAUCAACAAUGGUAGCUUUUGUGCUUUUGAUAAUAAUGUUUUUUAGCUGAUCAUAAUCCUAUUGGAGAGGAAGAGUUUUGGAAAUUUUAGUGGCAGAACAAAGCAGGUUUGCUAUAGGGCUGUGCCAUGUUUGACGAGAAGAGUGUAUCACCAAAACUUCUUUAUGAGAACUUAAAGAGUUUGUAAGGCAUAGUUACAUAAACAUUCAACGUAAGACAGUUACGAGUUUGUGAAUAAAUAAAUUGGGCUCAGUAUUGCAUACUGAAAUGCUUUAUAGCUUACUGAGGUGCUCAUAGCGCAACAUAGUAUAUCAAGUCCUUUUAUUUGUAUCUAUAUUUUCCAAAAUUUGAAGAUUUCUUCAUUA
Molecule: messenger RNA, 1770 nt
Organism: Cornus florida
Lineage: Eukaryota; Viridiplantae; Streptophyta; Magnoliopsida; Cornales; Cornaceae
Product: COBRA-like protein 4
Exons: 6
Coding region: 65-1456 (463 amino acids)
Biological process (GO): plant-type cell wall cellulose biosynthetic process; cellulose microfibril organization
Cellular component (GO): plasma membrane
Source: RefSeq, a predicted model, not a curated record